Molecule: messenger RNA, 5205 nt
Organism: Nannospalax galili (Upper Galilee mountains blind mole rat)
Lineage: Eukaryota; Metazoa; Chordata; Mammalia; Rodentia; Spalacidae
Gene: Ccdc134
Product: coiled-coil domain containing 134
Exons: 7
Coding region: 468-1154 (228 amino acids)
Source: RefSeq, a predicted model, not a curated record
CGGUCGUGGUCCGUGCGUCCUGGGGCCGAGGGCUCCCCCGCCGCUUUUUGCCCCCCGACCCCUCCGGCUCGGGUAGGUGGUGGCGGGGGCACCGGGCUGCAGGCUCCGUGGUGGGGUGUUCGGGGACCGCAGGUUUCGGGACUGGGGCUCACGUCCUUGGAAGGCUUUCUCCCACGGCGCACACCGAGGAGGACCCCGACAUCCCCGGGCGCGCACCCACUUCCGGGGCCGGCCACCCCCUCAGGCCCGCCACCGCACCGACUGGAAGACGCUGUUCUGCGUUUCCCUUUCUCACCUUUGCCCCGCUCGGUUGUCGCGCACUGUCUCAUUCUGUCCCCAGUCCUGCUGUAGCCCGAUUCGGCUUCCCCGGAGUCUGGAGCGGGUGGGCGGAAGGUGGAGGGACCUCCUCCAGGCUUCAGUUAUCUGGCGUGUUCUUGCUGAGCAUCUCUCCUCCGAGAGUCUCAGAGAUGGACCUUCUUCAGCUCCUGGCCUUCUUUGUCCCACUGCUGUCUAGAAGAGUGGUCACAGGCACCCUAAGCACCUCCCUGGACCCAAGCCUCAAGAUUUACAAGAAGAUGUUUGAGGUGAAGCGGCAGGAGCAGCUGAUGGCACUGAAGAACCUGGCACAGCUGAAUGACAUCCACCAGCAGUACAAGAUCCUUGAUGUCAUGCUCAAGGGGCUCUUUAAGGUGCUGGAGGACUCCCGGACAGUGCUCAUUGCUGCUGAUGUGCUCCCAGAUGGGCCCUUCCCCCAGGAAGAGAAGCUGAAGGAUGCUUUCUCCCACGUGGUGGAAAACACAGCCUUCUUUGGCGAUGUGGUACUGCGCUUCCCGAAGAUUGUACACCACUACUUUGAUAGAAAUUCCAACUGGAACCUCCUCAUCCGCUGGGGCAUCAGCUUCUGCAAUCAGACAGGCGUCUUUGACCAGGGACCCCACUCACCCAUCCUUAACCUGAUGGCCCAGGAGCUGGGGAUCAGUGAGAAAGACUCUGACUUCCAGAACCCAUUUAAAAUAGACAGAACAGAGUUCAUUCCUAGCACCGACCCUUUCCAGAAGGCCCUGAAGGAAGAAGAGAAACGCCGGAAGAAGGAGGAGAAGCGGAAAGAGCUCCGAAAAGGCCCAAGAAUCUCGAGAUCCCGGUCUGAGUUGUAGCCCUGGAGCAUCUUGGGGCUUAAGGGAUCGGAAGAGGCCAAUCAGAAGAGUCGGCAGGCAGCCAUGUAGCUGGUUCAGAUGGAGACCCGACGUUUGUUGGGUCUUCAAGAGCCAAGUCAUCCUGGCUAUAGAGACUGAGUCUCAGGAGUUUCAGGGGAACCCCCAGGGGGCCGUGAGAGACACUACUGCAAUGGUACCUUGUGGGGUGACUGCUGAGGGAGGAGCUUCAGGGGCCUGGCCUGAGCCUUCCUGGCGAGUGAGCUGGUGGUUGGCUGCUGUCCCUUGUGGGGAGGCAGCUGAGUCACAGGUGAGGGUGCCAUGCUUGCAGCUGUCCCUGACAUGUUCCUGAGCCACCUGUCAUGGGUCCCCACCCUCUUCAGGCAACAAUAAAAGCCAGCAAACUCACUGGCCCCACUAAGGCUGGUAAGGGACUGUGAGGGAGCCAGGAAUUUUUAGAGAUGUUGAGACCAGCCUGGAGUAUGUUUUUGCCUCUUUAAGAGGGAGCUCCAGGUCCUUGCAGGGCAGAGAAGCAAGAGUUUGACUUAGGCCUCUUAAUCCCACACUAUUGCUCUUAAUGAGGGGUCAGUUUUGAGAGGGGACCUAGAAGUGUCCUGGAGAGUGUUUAUUUCAAAGGGACCUUAAAAUAACACAGUCUCUGCCCUCAGACACCUGGGUGCAGUCCUUGAGCAGUUUCAAGGGAUAGUUGCCUUGCCUUUGGCAGCUACUAAAAAACUUCUCAGUUAGUGCAUGGGGGUGGUACAAGGAACAGGCUGUGGGGACAGGCUGCAGGACGCUGUGCUUUGUAAUGGGGCUCCCUGAGCAGCAUUGGUCAGACAGUGAGCUUCCUAGCUCAGGGCUCAAGGCGAGUCCUGUGGCCACAGGGCAAAGAAGCUAUGGAGGGACUUAGACCCUCAGUGGGCAGCCUGGCUUCUGUCAGUCCCAGUGAGGUGGCUGCCUUUCAGGCCUGCUUCUUCCAAGCAGAGGAGGGAGGGGCUCCAGCAGCAUCAUAGCUCUGCCUCUUUGACCUUGCCAAGCUAAGUACUUCUUAAAGGCAGGGAGACACAGCACCCCUGUCAUGCCCUGCCCUCCUGUUACUAACAGUGCUCAGGUGAGACCGGAGCCCAGCCAUCACCCUUGCUGACUGACCCUGGCCUCUUUCUCUUCCUUGUGCUGUGUCUUCAUUGGCAAAAUAAAUUUGAUGUCUGAAUCCUCUGCCAAGCUCUAAACUUGGAGCUGGCCUUCCUCUUGGCAAGGGUAGCAAAGAGAAACCAGGCCUUAGAAAGGCUUUAUGGAAGGGCCCAGAUCAUCAUGCAUCCUAUCAGUUACUCAAGAAAAGUAAGGGAGUAAGUAGAGGAACAGGACUGGAGAGGUUUUCCUGUCAGAACUGCCCAGGAGCCACCUGGUCUCUCUUGCUGGGCAGGGGAGGUAGGGCCAGCUGAUCUGAGAGACGUGAACUCUAUCCCCAGCUCUGUCCCUUCCUUGCUGCAUGACCCUAGCCAAUUCCUGUGAGAAUGGCAGCACUAGAAUGUGUGAUCUGUUAUAGACAAUUAUAGACAAUAAAGGGGUGGCAUCUACCCAUCAGCUGUUGACCCUGUCCUAGUACUUGUAGACUAAGGACUAGAGCCAGCCCCCGGCCCCUCUCCCCUUUGUGCUUGAGAGAAGCUGUGGUUGCUGGGUUUGCAAGAGCAGUGCUUCCCUUAAAUGAAGGGAGAACUUGGAGAAUCAGGCCCACAUAGCUGUGGACCUAACUUUCUUAGAGGUGGAGGGGAGGUGAAAGGAUGCCUGGGGCAGUGCAGCAGGCUUCCAGCUUUGGGUACUGAGUGACUUCUACGUGCUUUUACAGUAGCAGGACUAUUUUUUGUUCGGAGAGUUUCAUGUAGCCCUGUCCUGAUCCUACUUCCCACUUCCCCGGUGCUGGGGCUAUAGGUGUGUACCACCACAUCUGACCAGCAGGAUUUUUAUACUUUGAGGUAGAGCCAGAGAACUAUAGAGUGAUGAAAGAGGCAGCCCAAUAUGGAGGGAAGGCUGGGCCACUCAGGUCUAGCCUAGGCUGUGCCUCCCUCACGGACUUCAUCAGAACCAGGCUCUUGUUCAGAUCCUUGAAUUCCCUAUCCCAGAAUGCUCAGGUGUCUGAAGGAAUAAGGAGCUAUGAAAAGGCCCUGUAGGCGGAAGGUGCCUGGAGUUUAAGUGACUUCUGUGGUAGAUUUCCUCCCUGAUGGUUCUCUGUUCACCCCACAGAUUUGCUGAGUGCCCACCACACAAAAGGCCUAAGAGAAAGGUCUGCUCUAUCUGGGACCCUCUUUCUCCUGGGCUUUUUCCUUUACACUCUUUGCCUCUGUCUCCGUGGAUUCCAUUCUACCCGAGUCCAAGGCUUUCCUUCCACAGCCUUCAUGAACAAGUGCCUUGCUGCUUUCCUCUCCUUGCUGCCAGUGCUGACUAUUGUGGUUUCUUGUUCGGUGGACUCCACCUUUGAGUCUUACACAGGCACCAAAUAUCGUUAGCUGUAAAGACCCAAGGGAGGGCACUUGCUUCUCCAGCCUCCCAGCGGCUGGGAUUCAAUUAUAUGACCAUAGCUCCACCCAUUGGCUGCACCAGCUAGUUUAGUGCUGGUGGUGGCAGUAGCUGAGGUAACAGGGACAGUGUCUGUGUGUGUAUGUUUCCUAGUGGCCAGCUCAUGGUGUUCAUGGUGCUAACAAUGGUACUGUUAGUGUAGUCUUGGGUUCCGUGCCAGUCUGCUGGGCUUCAAGGUCCAGUCUGUGGCACUCCUAGAAUCUGUGAGCCCCUUAAUAUCAUUUAAGGCAGGGUGUCUCAACAGUGGCACUGCUAGUAUUUUGGACCAUCUGUUGAGAAGGGCUGUCCUGUGAUGUGGGUUUAGCAGUAUCCCUGAUCUCUACCUGUAAGAUGCCAGUAGCGAUUCUUAUGACAACUAAAGAUGUCUCCAGCCUAAAUGUCUCUCUCGGGUCAACAGCCCUUUUCCUUCCCUCUCCCCAUUUUCCUCUACCCUCCUCAGUCACUGCCCAGAGAGAUGCUGUUGAGGACUUCUUGGGGUGAUCCUGGGCUGCUAUUGUUCUAGCUCUGCCCAUAGUCUAGGGCUUCUGUCUCUUCCUGUCCCUCACCUAUACUUUAAGAGGUACUUGCCUUAGCCUAUCCUCUCUGCUCUUGGGCAGCCACACCCUCUGAGUUCUGAGUUGUUGGCAUCUGCCCUGACAACUCAUUACUUAGGUUUUGGUUCUUUCCAACCAGACUUGCCCUUUCCUACCCCCUAAGCCCACUUCUUCAAACUCUUAGGUAAUCCAUCUAGAAUGCUUCCUGGAAGAGGUGGUAUCUGUGCUGAAUCCUGAAAGAUGGAGGAAGGAGACAAGGGCCAGAAGCAGAAGCACAAGAGGAGAGCUGUUGAGGAAGGAGAUGAGAAGCAUGCACAGUUCUUUCCUAGGAGCCUGACAUAAUGGCCACCCAGUCCAGCCUCUCUCUUCCAGAUGAACAACCCAGGUCACGAGGAGCAGCUUGUGAAAUGUGAAAGCCUGUCUUCCCAGCCAGAGCCAGGUGCCAGCUGCAGGAGACAUUGUCAUGGGGCCAGGCCAGAGGGAGGAUGCAAGUGUUUUGUUGAGGGUUGAGACCUUGCAGCCACCAUUUUGUUAUUCCUACUGAGAGUUCAUUUGUGUUCCUUCAGGCCACUUGGUCAAGUACUGAGGCCUGGGACAAUCCUACUGGGAAAGCUCUAGUGUAGGAAAACCUGUCCCCAGCCAGAAAUGACAGCACAAGUCAGGUUCAUUGUUAGGCUUGUUAUACCCAUGGCCUUUCCUCCUCCUCUGUCAUUUGUACCAUCAUCUGCCAUUUUAUGUUCAGUAUCUUUUUGGUUUCACACACACACACACACACACACACACACACACACACACACACACACACACACACACACAUACACACACACACACACACACACACACACACACACACACACACCCUGCCCCCACAGACAGGAGCUUGCAUUUUCCCCUCUGUAUAUUAUGAAAGCCUUUUUCUUGUCAAUAAACAUUUAUGUGGUACCUUC